AUGUAUGCAAUUGCUGCGAUUGCGAUGGCAGAGAUCGCAAUUGUCAUGUAUGCGAUUGCUGCGAGUGCGAUCGUCAGGCAUGCGAUUGCUGCGAUUGCGAUUGUCAGGUCUGCGAUUGCUGCGAUUGCGAUUGUCAGGUCUGCGAUUGCUGCGAUUGCGAUCGUCAGGCAUGCGAUUGCUGCGAUUGCGAUUGUCAGGUCUGCGAUUGCUGCGAUUGCGAUUGUCAGGUCUGCGAUUGCUGCGAUUGCGAUUGUCAGGCCACAGUUUGAUUUCGGUUUGAGGUGGCUGUUGCUGAGGCCCGAUCCGCUAACACUAUUCAUGAUCUGUAUCGGGUUGAAUUUUAGCUUUUGA
This is a messenger RNA of Rhodofomes roseus, 351 nucleotides long. RefSeq lists its product as uncharacterized. Lineage: Eukaryota; Fungi; Basidiomycota; Agaricomycetes; Polyporales; Fomitopsidaceae. The record is from RefSeq and is a predicted model, not a curated record. Bases 1 to 351 code for a protein of 116 amino acids. The transcript has 3 exons.